Messenger RNA from Stereum hirsutum FP-91666 SS1, 735 nucleotides. RefSeq lists its product as uncharacterized. The transcript is spliced from 2 exons. NCBI's taxonomy places the organism in Eukaryota, Fungi, Basidiomycota, Agaricomycetes, Russulales, Stereaceae. The coding region runs from base 1 to 735 and encodes 244 amino acids. Gene Ontology annotation, molecular function: FMN binding. The record is from RefSeq and is a predicted model, not a curated record.
AUGUCUGGCCCCCGCUGGUACACCUACCUCACCAAAGUGCUCACUGAGCACGAUAAAUCCAGUCGUAAGUCUCUCUAUCAGAUCGCCACCAUCGACUCAGCCAACCGCCCCCACGUCCGCUCCCAGAUCAACCGCGGCUUCCUCACCGCUCCCGACCUCCCCGCAUUCCCCGUCCUCCUCACCACCACCGAUUCCCGUUCUCCCAAGAUCGAACAGCUGGGACAUUCCAACCUCGUCGAGAUCUGUUGGUGGAUCGACGGCAGCUCCGACCAGUUCCGCAUCCUCGGUCGCUCGCGGAAUAUUCUCUCCACUCCCACUACUCCGAAGGACGAAGACGACUGCAUCGCUCUCAAAGCACUAGACGCGGCGCAUUUCGACUGGGAAGCCAAGCGUCACGAGUUGUUCAAUGCAGCAAGCUCUCAUAUGCGAGCGAGUUGGUGCCGUCCGGUUCCGGGUUCUGUGUUGAAAGGCGGGUACGACGAGGCGAAGAACUGGGUUGAGUCGGUGAAGAAGGAAGGCGAGGCUGAGACGGACGAAGAGAAGAAGUUUACGGCGCAGGCGUUGGGUAACUUUGCAUUGAUGGCUAUUGAGCCUCUCGAGGUGGAUUGGGUGCAGAUGGGCAUUGUACCGAAUCGGAGGACAAAGUAUUGGAGGGAAGGGAGAUGCGCCCCUAUUCUGGGCCCGUCAGCGACGAGACACACAACACCGACCGGUUCAUUGAGAAAUAAAUGGUAA